AUGACGGGAGCAUGCAUUGCGUACGAGUUUCUCUCUAGGAUCAAGACGAGUAAGAAUCUUGUUCGCAGGGCAUCUAUCAGGUCAAGUGUCGCUGUAGUCAAACUAAAAUCACCUCUACAGGUCCAUCAAAGUCCCAUCGCGGGUAUUAAGAGACUUUUGGCACACAGACCUCUUCGUGUAGGACAAGUCGCGCCAAGCACGAUUCUCGAAAUAGUAAUACGCACAGAACACCUCCACCUAAACCAACAGCACAGAGGAAAGACAAACCACAGCACAUCACAGCCUCCGAAUAUGAGUGAGAAACUUACACGCACCACCAAACCAAUCUCACACGACCCCCUGACGAGAACGGUCAGGGGCUUCAAACAUCCCGACUGCACAUGCCACAUGUGGCGCUCACACUUCCCUAUCCGCGACAAGGGUGACCAGGCCAGAGGUUGGAGCACAGGCAAAGGCGUCCAGACAAAAAGUCGAAUAAGUCUGUCAAUUUGCUACAUUUGCAAGGCGCAGUCACUAUUUUGGAACGUCAUGACCAGAUGGCAGUGUUGGGUUGAUGCGAACUGUCGGAGAAGGGGCUUGGAUGCCUUGGCAUGCAAGCACUCAGUUGCUUCCCAAAGGGGAACAAACGAUGUUGUUGAAUGGAGGAUCAAGCUUCGGGCUCUGCGGGAGCAAAAGCACCUCAAAUUAUCCGGAGUCCAAGCUUGA
This is a messenger RNA of Pochonia chlamydosporia 170, 705 nucleotides long. RefSeq lists its product as hypothetical. The record is from RefSeq and is a predicted model, not a curated record. The transcript has 2 exons. The coding region runs from base 1 to 705 and encodes 234 amino acids. Lineage: Eukaryota; Fungi; Ascomycota; Sordariomycetes; Hypocreales; Clavicipitaceae.